Messenger RNA from Aspergillus nidulans FGSC A4, 2078 nucleotides. RefSeq names its product protein amyB. Gene Ontology annotation, biological process: carbohydrate catabolic process; carbohydrate metabolic process. The transcript is spliced from 9 exons. Bases 48 to 1919 code for a protein of 623 amino acids. NCBI's taxonomy places the organism in Eukaryota, Fungi, Ascomycota, Eurotiomycetes, Eurotiales, Aspergillaceae. The record is from RefSeq and is a predicted model, not a curated record. Gene Ontology annotation, molecular function: catalytic activity; starch binding; calcium ion binding. Gene Ontology annotation, cellular component: extracellular region.
CGACAGUCAAACGGGCUCUGAUCAAAUCUGCUUCUCAGCUUACCAAAAUGCGACUGCUCGCGUUGACCAGCGCGCUGGCCUUACUCGGCAAAGCCGUGCAUGGAUUGGAUGCGGAUGGAUGGCGCAGCCAGUCGAUCUAUUUCCUCCUGACGGACCGAUUCGCUCGCACGGACGGAUCGACGACCGCUGCCUGUGAUCUGGCUCAACGGAGAUACUGCGGCGGCAGCUGGCAGGGCAUCAUCAACCAGCUUGAUUAUAUCCAAGACAUGGGAUUCACUGCCAUCUGGAUUACACCUAUCACCGAGCAGAUUCCCGAUGUCACCGCUGUUGGAACGGGCUUCCAUGGCUACUGGCAGAAGAACAUAUACGGUGUCGACACCAACCUGGGCACAGCCGACGAUAUCAGGGCUCUGUCGGAGGCGCUCCAUGAUCGGGGCAUGUAUCUCAUGCUGGAUGUUGUUGCGAACCACAUGUCUUAUGGCGGCCCCGGCGGAUCAACUGACUUCAGCAUAUUUACCCCGUUCGACUCGGCGUCCUACUUCCAUUCGUACUGCGCAAUCAACAACUAUGACAAUCAGUGGCAGGUUGAGAACUGCUUCCUGGGGGACGAUACCGUCUCCUUGACUGAUCUGAACACCCAGAGCUCCGAGGUACGCGACAUCUGGUAUGACUGGAUCGAGGACAUCGUUGCCAAUUACUCUGUGGAUGGGCUCCGCAUUGAUACCGUCAAGCACGUUGAGAAGGAUUUCUGGCCGGGUUAUAUUGAUGCCGCUGGGGUCUACAGCGUUGGUGAAAUCUUCCAUGGGGACCCGGCGUAUACCUGCCCUUACCAGGAUUAUAUGGACGGGGUCAUGAACUACCCCAUAUAUUACCCCCUUCUGAAUGCGUUCAAGUCCUCGAGCGGGAGCAUGUCGGAUCUCUAUAACAUGAUCAACACAGUCGCCUCAAAUUGUCGGGAUCCUACACUGCUUGGAAACUUUAUCGAGAACCAUGACAAUCCUCGAUUCCCCAACUAUACUCCGGAUAUGAGUCGGGCCAAGAACGUCCUCGCGUUCCUCUUCUUGACCGACGGAAUCCCUAUUGUUUAUGCGGGCCAGGAGCAACACUAUUCAGGCAGCAAUGAUCCCUAUAACCGGGAGCCGGUUUGGUGGUCCUCCUACUCGACCAGCUCAGAGCUAUACAAGUUCAUCGCGACCACUAACAAGAUCCGAAAACUGGCCAUUUCCAAAGAUUCCAGUUAUCUCACUUCCCGGAAUACUCCUUUUUACAGCGAUAGCAACUAUAUCGCCAUGCGCAAGGGCUCUGGGGGCUCUCAGGUCCUCACUCUCCUCAACAAUAUCGGCACCAGUAUCGGUUCCUAUACAUUCGACCUGUAUGAUCAUGGAUACAACAGCGGCGCCAACCUAGUGGAACUGUACACAUGCUCCUCUGUCCAGGUCGGCUCCAACGGCGCAAUCAGUAUCCCAAUGACAUCUGGCCUCCCCCGCGUCCUUGUUCCAGCAGCUUGGGUUUCUGGCAGCGGGCUGUGCGGCUUGACGAACCCUACAAGUAAGACGACCACUGCAACGACUACCUCGACCACGACAUGUGCCUCGGCCACAGCGACAGCAAUCACUGUUGUAUUUCAGGAACGGGUGCAGACCGCAUACGGUGAAAACGUCUUCUUGGCUGGGUCGAUCUCUCAGCUCGGCAACUGGGAUACCACCGAGGCAGUUGCUCUGUCCGCGGCCCAGUAUACCGCUACGGACCCCCUGUGGACUGUGGCCAUUGAGCUGCCUGUGGGGACCUCGUUCGAAUUCAAGUUCCUCAAGAAACGGCAGGAUGGAUCGAUCGUCUGGGAGAGUAAUCCGAAUCGGUCUGCUAAAGUGAACGAGGGAUGUGCUAGGACCACGCAGACAAUAAGCACUUCCUGGAGGUAGUUUGAACGGCAAGCUAGGUCAGGAAUGCAGCAGGGCGUGAAUAUGCGCUGACGGAACGGUGUGGCCAGAUAUAUAUAAGAUACGAAUUCCAGUGUCUCCUUUGUUACUUACAUUUAGCUUCUAUACACUAGCGAAUCUCUUAUUCCCGACUACAUUAAA